CGUAGCAGUCAUCCUUUUUAGGAAAAGAGGGAAAAAAUAAAACCCUCCCCCACCACGUCCUUCUCCCCAGCCCUCGCCGCACCACACACAGCGCGGGCUUCUCGCGCUCGGCACCGGCGGGCCGGGCGCGUCCAGCCUUCAUUUAUCAAGCAGCUUUUCGGAAAAUGCAUUCGCUGUUCGGAGUUUAAUCAGAAGAGGAUUCCUGCCCCCGUCCCCGGCUCGUCCACCGGCCCCCGGUCCCUGUCUCUCUCCCGUGGAGGCGUGAAGCGGUCCCGCGGACAGAGAUCCAUGUCUGUGCCCGCGCGUGUGUGUGCGCGUGUAAAUUGCCGAGAGGGGGAAAAUCACAGGACUUCUGCAAAUACUGGACUGAAAACUGUAAUUCAUCUGCCGCCGCCGCUGCCUUUCUUUGCUCGUGCUCUUGAGAUCUCCGGUUGGGAUUCCUACGGAUUGACAUUUCUGUGAGGAGAAGUCUGGGAAUCAAACUGGAAAUUCUCCUAAUUUUUACACCCUCCGCCCCCAACUCCUGAUUCAUUUGCAAGUUUCACAGCAGCUAUAACUGGAGAGUUCUGAAGAUUGAUGGAAUCUUUGCCUUAUGCAUUUGUUUCCACAGAAAAGGAAACUUGACAGAGGAUCAUGCUGUCCUGAAAAAAUACAACAUCACGGAGGAAGUAGACUGAUAUUAACAAUAACUAAUAAUGUGCCUCAUGAAAUAAAGAUCCGAAAGGAAUUUAAAUAAAAAUUUCCUGCAUCUCAUGCCAAGAGGGAAACACCAGAAUCAAGUGUUCCGCGUGACUGAAGACACCCCCUCAUCCAAGAAUGCAAAGCACAUCCAAUAAAAUAGCUGGAUUAUAACUAUUCUUCUCCCGUGCGGGGCCGUGGGGCGGGAAGCGGGGGCGAGAGGUGCUGUUGGUACCCGGCUGCUUUUCCGUGGGGGAAGGAUGGCGCACCCUGGGAGAACAGGGUAUGAUAACCGGGAGAUAGUGAUGAAGUACAUCCACUAUAAGCUGUCGCAGAGGGGCUACGAGUGGGAUGCCGGAGACGCGGGCGCGGCGUCCCCGGGGGCCGCCCCCGCGCCGGGCAUCUUCUCCUCCCAGCCUGGGCGCACCCCAGCGCCAUCCAGGACCUCCCCGCCGCCGCCCCAGACCGCCCCCGCCGCCCCCGCCGGGGGGCCUGCGCUCAGCCCCGUGCCACCUGUGGUCCACCUGACCCUGCGCCAGGCCGGUGAUGAUUUCUCUCGUCGCUACCGCCGCGACUUCGCCGAGAUGUCCAGCCAGCUGCACCUGACGCCCUUCACCGCGAGGGGACGCUUUGCCACGGUGGUGGAGGAGCUCUUCAGGGAUGGGGUGAACUGGGGGAGGAUUGUGGCCUUCUUUGAGUUCGGUGGGGUCAUGUGUGUGGAGAGCGUCAACCGGGAGAUGUCCCCCCUGGUGGACAACAUCGCCCUGUGGAUGACUGAGUACCUGAACCGACACCUGCACACCUGGAUCCAGGAUAACGGAGGCUGGGAUGCCUUUGUGGAGCUGUAUGGUCCCAGCAUGCGGCCUUUGUUUGAUUUCUCCUGGCUGUCUCUGAAGGCACUGCUCAGUCUGGCCCUGGUGGGAGCUUGCGUCACCCUGGGUGCCUAUCUGGGCCAUAAGUGAAGUCCACAGGCCUGCCACAAACACAUAUGCAAAAGGUUCACUAAAGCAGUAGAAAUAAUAUGCAUUGUCACUGAUGUACCAUGAAGCGAAGCUGUGGUCUCUUAAAAACAAAAACAAACCACCACCAACAACGAAAAAACAGCUUUCAGGCUCAACGUCGAAUCAGCUACUUACUGCCAAAGGGAAAUACAAUUUAUUUUUUACAUUAUUAAGAAAAAUAAGAUUUAUUUAUUUAAGACAGUCCCAUUGAACCUCCUGUCUUUGGAAACCCUACCACUAAUUACUAAGCCCCACCUGGAUGGCUCCACCUGGUCUCCUGUGCCUAUAAACACGGAUUUCUGUUCCAUGUUGUUGGCCCAACUGACUCACCAUCUGAAAAGCAAACAAAUUGACAAAGGACUUGACUGUUCCAGAAGCUGGGUUUCUGGCUGCUGGAGGUUAGGAAGAAGGUAUUCGCUUUCUUUGCCUUUUUUUUUUUUUUUUUUUUUUUUUUUGCCCUGGAGGCUGUGUUCUUAAUAGAGGGAAGGUCCUUGGAGGGGAGACCAUUCUUCCCUGGCCUGCAGAACAGGCACUUUGCAUAUGGUACACACCCGGUUGGAAGAAAACCAUCGGGAACUUCAGAUGGACUUGGUAUUUGCCAAGAUCUCCACCCCGAAGGACAGUGUUGGGAAAAAUGCCCUUAAACCAGGAAAGUAUUUUUUUAAGCUACCAAUUGUGCCGAGAAGCAUUUUAGCAAUUUAUACAAUAUCAUCCAGUACCUUAAGCCCUGACGUGUAUAUUCAUAUAUUUUGGAUACGCUCCCCCUCCAAAUACUGGCUCUGUCUGUGUAUGAAACAGAAUCCUCUGGAAUGCGAGGAAGUGAACGUUUCGGUGACUUCGGCAUCAGGAAGCAUCAGGCCGCCACAAGUGCCUGCUUUUCCGCAAGAGGCCGCGGUCUGCUCUGCCUUGCCCCAGCUCGGAGACCUCGUCCUGGAACCCAGCCUGGGCACUCGCUGGCCUGCUCGAGGGGUUUUAAACAGAGCGGUGUGGUCUGCGAAUGUCUGGAAGGUGACGGAGCUCAGAAUCGCGCGGGCAAGGAAAGAAGGCAGGAGGCCUGGGCCUGCUACCCUGGGGCCCCCGCUCCACGUGGAGCGUGGAACCUGGGAGCCAAGGCUCCUCGGGCGUUCAUCACUGUGGAGGGAAGGAAACAGGCACUGCGCCUUUGCUCGCGGAGGGAGGUGGUGAUGGCUGGGGAUCCCGCCCCCCAAGGGAAACGCUUGCGUGCGCCUCGGCCACGCGGCUGCCAGCCUGCCCGUGCAGCUUAAAGCAAGAUUUUAAAGACUUUGGGGAGGGUCAUAAAUCCUAAAGGAAGCGUUAAAAUGGAUUAACUGACCUAUGUCUGUGGAAUUACGAUGUAAAACAUUA
Eubalaena glacialis (North Atlantic right whale) is the source of this 3044-nucleotide messenger RNA. RefSeq names its product BCL2 apoptosis regulator (gene BCL2). The record is from RefSeq and is a predicted model, not a curated record. The transcript has 3 exons. Lineage: Eukaryota; Metazoa; Chordata; Mammalia; Artiodactyla; Balaenidae. Gene Ontology annotation, biological process: intrinsic apoptotic signaling pathway in response to DNA damage; extrinsic apoptotic signaling pathway in absence of ligand; negative regulation of intrinsic apoptotic signaling pathway. Bases 939 to 1640 code for a protein of 233 amino acids. Gene Ontology annotation, molecular function: protein heterodimerization activity; protein homodimerization activity. Gene Ontology annotation, cellular component: mitochondrial outer membrane.